This is a messenger RNA of Anguilla rostrata (American eel), 1971 nucleotides long. RefSeq names its product zinc finger protein 501-like. The record is from RefSeq and is a predicted model, not a curated record. The coding region runs from base 479 to 1816 and encodes 445 amino acids. Lineage: Eukaryota; Metazoa; Chordata; Actinopteri; Anguilliformes; Anguillidae. The transcript has 3 exons. Gene Ontology annotation, cellular component: nucleus. Gene Ontology annotation, molecular function: RNA polymerase II cis-regulatory region sequence-specific DNA binding; DNA-binding transcription factor activity, RNA polymerase II-specific. Gene Ontology annotation, biological process: urogenital system development; embryo development; regulation of transcription by RNA polymerase II.
GUUUGUUCGUCGUCUAUCCUCUUUUGCAGAACACCUGUUAAGUUCACUUGUUUCACAUCACAAAAUAGCUCAUUAGAAGGAAGAGAGCAAGCGAAGGAAAUUUUUUCAAAUGGAAACUAAUCCAGCCUAUGAUUUCAGGGCCACACUCCAGUCCAGUAGGUGGUGAUAAUAAACUAAAAGCUGGCUGUACCUCCGCCAAUAAAAACAAGAAAGAAUAACUCUCUUUAUGGUUCACUGCUUUAAAACACGAAUGCGACCAUUCGCCGCAGCGAAUUACAUCACUUGGUGGUAAUGAAAGAACUGUGUGCCAUGGAAUUCCGAUGUGAUUUGGUGAUAACAACACUGCAAAGUGAAGGAGUAUAAACAAGCAGAAAUCACGGGCAAGCCUAAUUGUGCCAAUUUAGCAUGCUGUCAACAACGGGACUUGCACAGGAUCAAGAGGGAGCUGCACUGCUGCACACCUCUGAGCAGCAGUGUGAUGCAGACAGGAGUCUGUCUGAGACAGGACACAGAGGCAACACUACCAGAGCUAACUGAGCAGCACAGGAUCAGACAGAAAGAAGAGGAACUCAGUGGUCUGGAGUCAGAGACAGAGUGUGCUGCACCAGGACUCAACAUACUGGAGCCAGUGUGCGAUACAGCACACAGCAGAGUCAGUGAUGUAGACCUCACACACACAUCACUGAUUAAAACAGAAAAUGAUCUGGGCUCCACCCACACUGGGGAUCCUAAGACAGAGAAACUAGGCAGCAUGGAGCUGGAAUAUGUAACCCAUCUGCAUCCUGACCAAAUCAAAACCGAGGCCGAUGAUGGAGGAUAUGCAGAUCGCAUCAGUGACUUGCGGGGUAUUAUAUGUGUUGACAUUAAAUCCAAUCAAAUGAAGUGUGAAUCCAGUGAAAUUUUAGUGAGUGAUCUCAUGGAUACUGUGAAGACUGGAUCUGGUGUUGAUCACAAAGAUCCGGCUGAACCAUGGCAAUGUUCCGGCAAGCCAAACCCAAACUGUAAAAAAGAAGAAAUUGAUGAUCUGCAGAUGCAGUGUGGGGACUUAAAUCGUCACGGCGACAUGAACAGUGAAAAUAACAUGACCAGAAUUUUCCAGAAAAGCAUAAGUAGUAGCAAGCCAUACAAGUGUACACAGUGUGAGAAGUGUUUUAUUAGAAAAUCUCAUUUUGAUAUACACCUGAGAAUUCAUUCGGAUGAAAAGCCAUACAGCUGUAUUCAAUGUGGGAAGUGCUUUUCCAAAAUGUAUAAUUUAAGUAUCCACCAAAGAAUUCAUACUGGUGAAAAGCCAUACAAGUGUACACAGUGUGAGAAGUGUUUUAGUACAAAUUCAGCAUUAACUAAACACCUGAGAAUCCAUACAGGUGAAAAGCCCUACAAAUGCCCUCAGUGUGGGAAGUGCUUUUCUGAAACCUCGCAUUUAAAUUGUCACCAAAAAAUUCAUACAGGUGAAAAGCUGUACAAGUGUACACAGUGUGAGAAGUGUUUUAGUACAAAAGCUUAUUUAGAUAUACAUCAGAGAAUUCAUACAGGUGAAAAGCCCAAUAUAUGUCCUCAGUGUGGCAAGUGCUUUUCCAGAAUUUCUCUUUUAAAUCAGCACCAGAGAAUUCACACAGGUGAAACCCCAUACAAGUGUACACAGUGCAAAAAGUGUUUUAGUACAAAAUAUUAUUUAGAUAUACACCAGAGAAUUCAUACAGGUGAAAAGCCCUACAAAUGUCCUCAGUGUGGGAAGUGUUUUUCCCACAAAUCAAAUUUAAGUAGCCACCAGAGAAUUCAUACCGGUGAAAAACAGACUUAUGUAUUUCGUUUUUAAGGAAAAAAUCUAUUUCACAUGACUCCCAUCAAAUUCAUACCAGGUUUUUUAUGAAUGCAUACAUUGUGGUGUACUUUGUAAAAUAAAUUAAAAAGUGCUAUACUAAUAAAAUUGAAUUAAACUGAACGGAAUUGAAAAAGACAUUGUCACAAAAA